Messenger RNA from Metarhizium robertsii ARSEF 23, 1263 nucleotides. RefSeq lists its product as uncharacterized. The record is from RefSeq and is a predicted model, not a curated record. The transcript has a single exon. The coding region runs from base 1 to 1263 and encodes 420 amino acids. Lineage: Eukaryota; Fungi; Ascomycota; Sordariomycetes; Hypocreales; Clavicipitaceae.
AUGUCUCUGCAGCAGAACACCAUGGAAAGCGAGAGACCGGAUCCCAGCAAGAAUUACAUUGAACAUCUGCCACCUGAAAUCUUCGGCGUAAUAAUUGAAACAUUCUAUGAGAUGGUGGCUCCGAAGGGUAGGAACAAGGCUCUCGUCCCUCUAUGCAGCGUUUCCAAAAAUUUUCUCGCCUCAGCCCAGCGACUCCUUUAUCGUGAUCCCGAGGUAUAUUCGACAAUACCUAGUCUCAGGAGCGGCACCGAAGAGAUAUUAUGGUGCAUCAAGCGCUUGAGAUUAAUUGCUAGUGGCAUCAUUAAAAAUAAGCAACUAGCAAACUAUGUCAAAGUCAUAUCUUUAACUAUCGACCGUAAAACGCGUCAUGGCCCCGUCUUCAUAAACAAGGGGGAUAUGCAAUGCCUUGCGCCCAUGUUGCCAGAUCUCCAAAAGCUGGCAAAUGAGACGCCCGGCCGAAGAAAAUUGCUCCCGGUAGAAGAUGGCGACAACAUCAUGGAUGCAUUCUUGGAGGCCCUUUGUGCUCUUUGCCCAAAUGCCAAGCGAAUAUAUCUGAUAAUGCCCACUGUCUUGCGUGGCUUCCCUCGACUUUUACGGCUCGCAAGCGAUCUGGAUUUGUCGCCAAGAUUAAUCUUGAGUCUGCCAGAACCAGAAGGCGAGGUUGCAAAAUUUGCAACCUGGGAAUUUUGCAGAACAAAAGGCAGUUUACACUUCACUCUCAAACUGCAGGAAAGCGCCUUGUUCUUGUAUCGCGACAUCAUACAAGGUGCUGCCGUUUACGAUCUCGUGUCGCUCAAGAUUAUAGCAGGGGAACAGACUUUGCCCGAUGAUGUUGAGGACGUCUUUUCAACGUUUAACACGCACAAAACCAUUAAGGAGCUUACCUUGAGCUGGACUCCUCAGCACUCGGGCAAUCCGUCGAUAUAUCCAAGGUCGAGCUAUUUUUCACUCGAAGGCCUCCAAAAUCUCCAACGGCUCUAUAUCAAGUCCCGUAUUCUCGAGGCAGCUCUCAUGGGAGCGCCCAGUGGCUCUUUCGCUCGCAUGCUCCCCAAGUCACUGGAAGCGCUGUAUAUUUGUGGCGAUUGUGAGGACUGGCAACUUACCGCGUUGCGUGACCUGGCCCGGGGCAAGCCUCUGCCCAACCUAUACUCCGUUCUCGUCGACAAGGUCGUUGGAUCGGGGGAUUUGCUAGACGAGUGCUGUAAGGAGAUGGCAUCCGCGAAGAUCGGUUUUGGUUUCACGCCUAAGCAAUCGGGGCAAUAG